GGGUUUCUAUAGCUGUUCUAUAGUAUAAAUACCGAAAAGAAUAUUCCAAUAAUCAUCAGUAUACUUAUUUUUUUUAUUUUUUUAUUAAACCAAAUUUAUUUUCUAACAUAGAGUUUUGUAAAAGUGUAUUAUCUACAUUCUACAACACAUUUAAAAUGGCUAUAAAGAUGAUAAUGUUUGCUGCUUUGUUCGGGCAUUUGGCCAUUGCAUUUGCAUACUCACCCACCGAGUACAACAGUUAUGACGCCGAUCAUUACGAGCAUGCAUCUAAGCCAUAUAAUUUCAAGUAUAGUGUGAAAGAUCUUCACACGCAUGACAUCAAAAGCCAACACGAAGAGAGUGACGGUCACGGUAACGUCAAAGGAUCGUACCGUCUUGUGGAACCCGACGGAUCCACCCGCGUGGUUGAGUACACCGCUGACCACGAACACGGUUUCAAUGCGGUUGUCAAAAAGAUCGAUGCACCCAAUCACCACGGCGAAUACUCUGGCACCGUGGACUACCAUAAUCAUCACGAGUCACUUCAUCCGUACAAACAUUCGUCGUAUAAUUUUUUUUAAAAUUUAAAAAAAAACACGCUUAUUUUACUGAAAAAUGUGUUACCAAACACAAACCGUCACGCGGUUGAUGCUUUACGGAUUAUUUGGUAUGCUCAACAUGUACAUUUUUUUCAUUAAAUAAAACAUACUUCAUUGUUACUAUAAAA
Molecule: messenger RNA, 706 nt
Organism: Aphis gossypii (cotton aphid)
Lineage: Eukaryota; Metazoa; Arthropoda; Insecta; Hemiptera; Aphididae
Product: cuticle protein 7-like
Exons: 2
Coding region: 156-560 (134 amino acids)
Cellular component (GO): extracellular matrix
Source: RefSeq, a predicted model, not a curated record